This is a messenger RNA of Momordica charantia (bitter melon), 852 nucleotides long. RefSeq lists its product as uncharacterized. The record is from RefSeq and is a predicted model, not a curated record. NCBI's taxonomy places the organism in Eukaryota, Viridiplantae, Streptophyta, Magnoliopsida, Cucurbitales, Cucurbitaceae.
GGCCUCUUUAUGUGUGUGUGGGACUGCUCCUUUUCAUGCUAUUUUUUUUCUUCCUGUUUUUUCCCUUUUUGCCCUCUCCAAACCAAAAGAUUUCCUCUGCCUUCUUCUGCCAUAUUUUCUCCUUCCUCAUCAGCUCCAUAAAUCAUAACUUGAUCUGAAAAAUGUGUCUGUGAGAAUGCAAAGCAGCAGGAUCAUCUCAGAAACAGAAGAAGAAGAAAUUAGUGGUAUUAUGGAAGUGCAACAUCAGCAUGAAAUAGUGGUGGAUUUGGAGUUCUGGCCAUUGCAGCACCCCAUGCAGCCUGAUGAUGAAGAUCGCCCUGUCAUUUGCCCAAUGCCCCACUCUUCUCUUGUUCAUGAAGGAACAAUGCACAACGGCAAAAGGACAGCAGAAAGCUGGAGGAAAAGAACAGAAGUGUCAAGAGAAGUAAAGGUGGCGGAGACGACGGUGAGGGUGGCGCGGAAGCGACACCACCACACGCUCAGCCGCCCGGACCACCAGACGGCCGGAAUGUCGCGGCUCCCUCCGCUGCCAACCGCUCAGAACUUCACCAUCUUCCAAAUGCUUCAGCAGCUGGACAAAUUUGAGUCUUGACACAAAUCAAAGGUUAUAAUUAUAUAUUUGAUCAAUGAGAGAUAAUGCAAAUAUAUAUAUAUAUAUAUAUAUAUUUGUUCAAUGUGUUUAGUUUUUUUUUUGUUGAUAUGAAAGUGUGUGAAGUAGAAGAGAAAAGAAAGCAUUUUGGUAAAGUUAAAGUUGUGGUCUUGUGGACUCCAAAUUGGCUUUGGGUAUGAAAAAGGAAAAAAAGUAAAUUUACUAAGUAAUGGAAGGGAUGGGAUUGAUGUGACUUGGGGAGA